UGUCUGAUAAAGUAUAAAAGUUCUGUCUUCUCCUUUGCUCUUCCUGCCUUGUAAGCCCCUAACAAUUCGGAAUCAUGAAGUGGGCAACAUUCAUUUCUUGCCUUUUCUUAGUAAGCUUUGCUGUAUCAACACACCUGCCCAGAAAAUACCGGGAUGCAGAAAGUCAUGACACCAUCAGUCGUGCCUCUGAACUAUCAGCUGAUGAAUUUGCAGCCGUUGCCGUUAUCCUAUUCUCUCAGAUGGCACAGAAAGCCACAUACGAGGAGGUGCAUAAAAUGAUGGACGAUGUUGUUGCACUUGCAAAAAAAUGUACUGCUGAUGAACAUGCAGACCCAGAAUGUACAAAACAUUUGGGCACUGUUUUCCUUGAUGAGAUGUGUCAUGAACAGGGGUUUGCUGAGAAAUAUGGAUUUACUGAUUGUUGUGCUAAAGUUGAUCCAGAAAGAAAUGAAUGUUUCUUGGCCCAUAAAAAUUCAACUCCAGGAUUCAUUCCACCCUAUCAAAAACCAGACACAGAGGAGGCCUGCAAAAAAUUUGGAGAGAACAAAAAUGAGGUGUUGGGCCAUUACCUCUAUGAGAUCAGCAUUCGGUAUCCCAAAGCAAAGGUUGUCUCAAUCAUGAAAGCCACCCACGGUUAUGACCAUGUCAUGACUACUUGCUGCCAAGCAGAGGACAAGGGUGCCUGCUUCCGCGAAAAGGCACCAGCUGUAAAAAAGCAAAUGAUGGAAGACAUGGCUAUACAGAAACACUCUUGUUCCGUCAUGAAGAAAUUUGGAGACAGACCAGUGAAGGCAGUGAAACUUGCUUACCUAUCCCAGAAGUUCCCAAAGGCUGAAUUAGCUACACUUGAAAAGAUAGUUCAUGAUAUUAUACACAUCUAUGAAGAGUGUUGCAAAGGUGAUACGCUAGAGUGCAUGCUUGACCGGGAAAAACUGACAAAAUAUGUCUGUGCUCACCAAAAUGAGAUCUCUUCGAAAUUGUCAACUUGCUGCGAAAAACCUGUAAUGGAACGAGCAGAAUGCAUUGUUCAUGUGGAGAAUGAUGACAAACCUGCAGAUCUGUCAGAAACAGUCAGAGAAUUUGUGGAUAACAAAGAAGUGUGCCAGCAUUAUGCCGAAAAUAAGGACAAACAUCUGGCAAAUUUUAUUAAUCAGUAUGGAAAGAGACAUCCUGAACUCUCUCCACAGCUGCUUGUCAGAUCUGCCAAAGGGUAUGAAGAGUUACUGGAGAGCUGCUGUGCCAAUGAGCAUCCUGAAACAUGCUUAGCAAAAGGGGAGGAACAACUGAAAAAACACAUUGCUGAAACCUUGGAACUGCUGAAGACCCGCUGCGACCAAUAUGGGCAACUGGGAGACUACCUCUACCAUAAUGAGCUCCUUGUUCACUACGUCAGGAAAGCACCACAGCUUACCUUUAAAGAAGUCUAUAAGUACACAGAGCAAUUCAAAGAUAUUGCUGCCAAAUGCUGCAAGAUGGAUGAUGCCCACAAAUUGACAUGUGCUGAAGGAUAUACGGAGCUAGUGAUAGGAGCUAUUUGUGACAGACAUGAAGAAAAUCACAUCAACAAACAAAUUUGCAAAUGUUGUGGUGACUCCUAUAUCCACCGCCGGGAGUGCUUCACUGGCUUAGGACCUGAUCCAGAAUAUCAUCCUGGCCCAUUUAAUCCUGCAUUGUUCUCCUUCCACGGAGAUUACUGCAAUGCUGAACUACCAGAGAAGCAAAAAAUGAAACAAGAGAUACUUUUCAACUUGAUGAACCACAAACCCACCAUCAAAGAUGAAGAACUUGCAGUUGCUGUUGUGGAUUUUGGCACUAUGGAGGCAAAAUGCUGUGCAGCUGCAGACCCUGGACAAUGCUUAGCUGAAGAGGGGCCAAAACUGAUUGAACGGACUAAGGCUGCUCUUGGAGAGUGGGAAAUAGCAAAAAGUCCAGUUCUGCAAGUUAUACUAAAUCUAUCAGUUGAGGGACAUAAAGCCAGCCAGCUUCAUCAGGCCUGGCCUAAAACCAUGAAGUGGUUAAUAUUCAGUUUUUGCCUUUUCUGGGCAAGCUUCGCUGAACCAGAAUCCUUGACAGAAAGGCAGCAGACAUUAUUAGAAGUACGUGACUCCCUCACUCAUGGAUUACCAUUUGAUGAAUUCAGACAUCUUUCUGAAGCCUUGAUUGUCCAGAAUGUGCAAAGAGCCACAUAUGAAGAAGCGAUGAAAAUAAACAAUGAUAUUUCAGAACUUGCAAAGAAAUGUAUUGCUAAUCAACAAUCAGACCCAGAAUGUACAAAGCCUUUGGACACUGUUCUCUAUGAUAAACUUUGUAAUGAACAAGGACUUGGUGACAAAUAUGGAUUUACAGAAUGCUGUGGCAAAGUCAGUGAAGAAAGAAAGGAAUGUUUUUUAUCCCAUAAAAAUGCAACCCCAGGAUUCCUUCCUCCUUUUCAAGAACCAACAUCAGAAGAGCUUUGCAAAGUGUUUCAAGAAGAUUCCACAACAGCAAUGAGCCAUUAUCUCUAUGCAAUUGCCAGAAGGAAUCCUUUUACAAGUGUUUUCAUCCCCUUUACUAUUAUCCAUGAGCUUAAGAAUGCCCUGACAGCCUGCUGCCAGGAAAGCAGCCAAAGUGCAUGCUUGGAUGAAAAGAUACCAAGUAUCCGGAAGAAACUGUUAACAGACAUUAAUCUGGAGAAGCACUCCUGUUCUAUCCUAAAGACCUUUGGGAAAAGAGCUAUCAUGGCCAUAAAAUUUGUUCAGCUGAGCCAGAAGUUCCCCAAGGCUGAGGUUCUUACCAUUCACAAACUGGCUGGGGAAAUUGCACACAGCCAGGAAAAGUGCUGCAAAGGUGAUACACUGGGAUGUUUUCUUGAAAGGGCAAAUGUGAUAGCCUAUAUCUGUGACCAUCAAGAUGCUUUAUCUUCUAAACUGAAAGGCUGUUGUGAAAAGCCCUUUUUUGAACAAAAUGCAUGUCUGGUGACUGUGGAAAACGAUGAUAAGCCUGCAGAUUUGUCUCCGACUCUCAGGGAGUUCAUGGACAAUGAACAGCUGUGUCCACGUUAUGCUGAGGACCAAAACCCUCUCCUGGCAGAGUUUGUUUAUCAAUAUGCAAGGAGACACCCUGAGUUUUCUGUAUGGCUGAUUCUAAGGCUUGGUGAAGACUACGAGGAAUGGUUGGAAAAGUGCUGCAAAACUGAAAAUGCCAAGGAGUGUCUCAGCCAAGGGGAAGAACAGCUCAAAAAACAUAUUUCUGACAUCCAUGAAAUGAUCAAGAAAAAUUGUGACCUCUCUGAACAAAUGGGAGCCUAUCUCUUACACAAUGCACUUCUUGUCCGCUAUGUCAAGAAAGCACCACAGCUCUCCUUUGAGGAGCUCUGGGAAUACACCAAGAGAUUCGUAGACAUGGCUGCCAAGUGCUGCAAGAUGGAUGAGCCUCACAAAAUGAUAUGUGUUGACAGAUAUGCAGAUCUUGUGAUAGGAGAUAUAUGUCAGCGACAUGAAGAACAUCCCAUCAACAAACAGCUUGGCCAAUGCUGUGAGGACUCCUACAUUAGCCGUCAAGAGUGCUUUGGUGGCUUAGGAGUAGCUGAAGAAUAUGUUCCUCCCCCAUUUGAUGCUGAAUUGUUGGCCUUUGGUCGAGAUAUCUGCUUAGCCAAACCAGAAGAUCAGCAAAAAAAGAAACAAAGGCUGCUUGUCAACUUAGUUAAACUCAAACCCACCAUCACAGAUGACCAACUUGCAGCUUUGGUCAAAGAUUUCUCAGACAUGGGGAUGAAAUGCUGUGAAGCUGACAACCAUGAGGAAUGCUUUACAGCAGAGGGUCCAAACCUAAUUGAGAGGACUAGAGCCAGUCUUGGAGAGAAUUAAAGGGAGCUCAUGUGGAGAUAUUGUUUGUUUUAAAAGACUGCAAUGUCAAUCUUGCCAAGAACACCCUAUAAAAGGGUCACCGUAAGUUGGAGUCAGCUUGAAGGGAUGAAACAGUGACAGUAACAACAACAACAACAUUCUAUUAAUAGUCAGACAUAAUGAUAUGAUAAGCAUCUGCAUCCAGAUUAAGAUUAAAGUCUUUAAACAAAACACACUGCUCUCAGAAUAGAACAAUUCAGUUUAUUAGAGCUAAAACCUAUGUGCUGUAUGUCCUUGUUUGCCUUAAAGAUGGACAAACUGGUCUGUUCUUAAUUUUUCCAUUCUUACACAAGCUCCAUUCUUACCCAGGUUCCAGGGUCAUCUCAUGUUGAAAUAAAUUUAGUCUUAAAGAUGCUACAUGUUAGUUUGUGCAAGUAUGUUUGUAUAUUUCCAUUGAUGUCCACAUUAAAUUUUCAACAUUUUUCUGUA
This is a messenger RNA of Sceloporus undulatus (fence lizard), 4313 nucleotides long. RefSeq lists its product as uncharacterized. Gene Ontology annotation, cellular component: cytoplasm; blood microparticle. Gene Ontology annotation, biological process: transport. Lineage: Eukaryota; Metazoa; Chordata; Lepidosauria; Squamata; Phrynosomatidae. Bases 75 to 3845 code for a protein of 1256 amino acids. The transcript is spliced from 29 exons. The record is from RefSeq and is a predicted model, not a curated record.